UAAUUUCUGAAACCCUGAACUUCUUCUACCAUAAAACCUGCUCAGUUUCACAUUUUGAAACUUCGCCACUUUCUCUCUCCUCCUCUCUUUUCCCUUCUACUCAACGUUCUUCUUCCUCUCCCCUUUGUUUUUUUUUCUCUCUCCUAAAACAUCAAAGAUUUUUUUGUCUGGAAAAUUUUAUAUCACGGAUUAAAAGCUUAAAGAAAGAUGCCUACACCAUCAAGAGAUAGAUUAGCAAGACCUGUGGAUAUUUCUACCCUAUACCGAGGAGCAGCCCGAAGAGUUGAUCUCAUUGUUGAUGAACCAGGGUUAAUUUGGACAGGGUUAUCUGGAAAUGGGCCUCGAAACGUCUCGAGUGGUGGAAGUGAUUCAAGUGGAAGAUCAAUUGGAGUUUAUGGAGGCCGGUUUGGGCGAGGCCGGAAUUUAUAUAGGCCACUAAUGAGUGGCAGGGAGAAUAGAACUCCGGGGAUGAUGGCACGACGUAGUGGUGGUAGCCGAGGCAGGGGAAGUAGGUUGCCUUCUUGGUAUCCAAGAACUCCUCUCAGGGAUAUCACUGCUAUUGUGAGGGCCAUUGAAAGGAGAAGAGCUGAAUUGAAUCAAACAACAGAAGCUCCUCAAGAAGACACCAAUGCAGAAGCAGUGGCAGCAUCGACUGCUAAUAUCGAGCAAGAAAUUGGUUCACAAACCCCUCUGCCCACCAUUUCUGUAAAGCCUCAACCUUCACCAGCCAUGCAAGUAUGGAAGAUCACACCUACAAAUGCAGAUAACAAUGAGAAGGGUUCUGAUUUCUUGACACCACAGAAAAGACUUCUACACUCAAUUGAAAAGGUGAGGGAAGUUUGGCUAGAGGAUCAGAAGAAACAACAAAGGACUCCUGCUGCCAAGAGAGUAGAGAGAGAAAAGAAGGUGCGUACAUUGAUGUCAAUGCGAUGAUAUAUGGAGCAAUGCACACACAGAUGGGGAGGGAUUCCGUGCAUUGCGUAAUUAGAGGGGAGGGAAGGAGUUGGAAGGAGGAGAAUGGCGACAGGCGAUCAUCUUCUGAUGAUCCCAUAUCCUAUUACUAGUACUACUAUCCUUUACCUAAGUUUUCUAGCUAUGCUUGUAGCUAAGUUUCUAGCAAAUAGUAUAGCUAUGCUUUAGCAAAUGAUUCUGACAUUUAGGUGUUCUUCACUUCUAGUGAAGACAGCCAACUGUUAUUUCUCGGUAUAUAGUAGUGUUAGCUGUUAGCCUCUGCUGACAUUGUAGUGUAAGAUGCCCUGCUGCAACGACAAGUUUUGCAUUUUUGGCGGCUAAUUGUAGCAUAACGGUAAUGCUUGUUGCUGUAGGAAUAGAAGGAACUGGAGCACUCCAUGUAUAUGAGAGGUCGAAUUAGUUUUUGUCAUGAGAUACAUUGUAAAGUUUGAUUCAUACAUUAGUACCAUUGAUGAAGGAAAAUUGAUGUA
Messenger RNA from Beta vulgaris subsp. vulgaris (sugar beet), 1442 nucleotides. Its product is annotated as protein POLYCHOME. The record is from RefSeq and is a predicted model, not a curated record. Gene Ontology annotation, biological process: negative regulation of ubiquitin protein ligase activity; regulation of nuclear division. Lineage: Eukaryota; Viridiplantae; Streptophyta; Magnoliopsida; Caryophyllales; Amaranthaceae. The transcript is spliced from 3 exons. The coding region runs from base 208 to 933 and encodes 241 amino acids. Gene Ontology annotation, cellular component: nucleus.